Molecule: messenger RNA, 474 nt
Organism: Pediculus humanus corporis (human body louse)
Lineage: Eukaryota; Metazoa; Arthropoda; Insecta; Psocodea; Pediculidae
Product: zinc finger protein HIT domain-containing protein, putative
Exons: 2
Coding region: 1-474 (157 amino acids)
Biological process (GO): chromatin remodeling
Cellular component (GO): Swr1 complex
Molecular function (GO): nucleosome binding
Source: RefSeq, a predicted model, not a curated record
AUGGUGGCCAAAAUUUCAAGAGAAUCAAGCAGACUCAAGGAAAAUAAUUCAAGGAGGAUUCUCGAUGAAGCUUCAAGAAAAAGAAGAGCUAGAAAAGCUGUUGAAGCUUUGGAGCAAGAUAAUUUUCAUAAUGAUCCUCAUGCCGACCUUGUUAUGAGUAAAAAACUUCCCAAAUUCAAUGAUAAUUUGGAUUUAAAAACACGUCGAAGAAGAAAAAGUAAAAGCUCAGAAUAUUACAGGCAAAGGUAUCGUAAAACUUUUCAGCAAUUAGUCGAAGAAGAAAGUUAUUCAAAUUACGAAAAACCAAAUUAUAUAACGGCACAAGCUCCUCCUUCUGAAUUGCCAGAGAGACACUUUUGUGCUGUUUGCGGUUUUCCUAGCAACUACACAUGCAUUCCUUGUGGUGCCCGGUAUUGCUGUGUUCUUUGUUUAGGAACACAUUUAGAUACUAGAUGUUUAAAAUGGACUGCUUAG